AGGAGCGGCUGGUACAGCGUUUAUUAUAGCCAGUGUAUCCGCACCAGGUCCUGCAACGUUAUUUGACAUUGAUGGAACUACAGGCGUGUUGAUGGUAGGGAGUACUAAUCCUGAUUUUGAAACUCAUGGUGCAAAUACAUAUACUGUUGAUAUGCAAUGUAAACAAACUACAGGUGUUGAUGGAAGCAGUGUAUCAGUUGAUAUAACUUUCACUGAUGAAGUUGAAUUGUGUACUAUGUCGUGGUCAGGCGGGCCAUUUUCUGUGGCAGAGAAUACAGCUACUGGAACUGAGAUAAUCGCAGCAUCAUCACUGACAUCAACCUUCCCUGAAACAGCUGAUACUCCGGCAUUCAGUAUUACUUCAGUUAGUCCAGGUGCAACCACGCUGUUUGAUAUUGAUCCAAGCACAGGGGCGGUAUGUAAUAAAUCAAUGUCAAAUUUUGUUAACAGGCAUUAUUUGUAUGCCUUUCCACUAUUCAAAAAGCUGAGUGUUGGAUCAACGCCGCCAGACUAUGAAAAUGAUGCAUCAACUCAAACAAUAACUGUAACUUGCCAUCAGUCGUCGACUACUAGUGCUGCUGAAACAGUUGUUGUUACCAUUACAAAUGUUGAUGAAGAUUGUACGAUCAGCUGGCCAUCAGCUCCAUUUGUCGUAGCAGAAAAUUCUGUCACAACAACAGUUAUAAUUGCUUCAUCGGAUAUUACGGGAGUCUUUCCUGAAAAUGCUGCAGCUAAUCCAUAUGACAUCACUAGCGUUAGUCCAGGACCUGCAGGCUUGUUCGCUAUUAAUCAGGCGACGGGUGCUAUAUCAGUUGACAGUGUUGUACCAGAUUUUGAAACGCAUACUACUUCCCAAACAAUAACUGUGACAUGUUACCAGGCAUCUGGUCAUGACGUUGCAUAUACAGUUGAUGUAAAUAUCGACAAUGUAGAUGAAGCGUGUACACUCUCGUUUACAAGUGCAACAUACUCCAUACAAGAAAACUCAGCAACGGCCACAGCCAUCAUACCAUUUGGUGACAUCACAUCAGAUUUUCCAGAAGGAGCGGCUGGUACAGCGUUUAUUAUAGCCAGUGUAUCCGCACCAGGUCCUGCAACGUUAUUUGACAUUGAUGGAACUACAGGCGUGUUGAUGGUAGGGAGUACUAAUCCUGAUUUUGAAACUCAUGGUGGAAAUACAUAUACUGUUGAUAUGCAAUGUAAACAAACUACAGGUGUUGAUGGAAGCAGUGUAUCAGUUGAUGUAACUUUCACUGAUGAAGUUGAAUUGUGUACUAUGUCGUGGUCAGGCGGGCCAUUUUCUGUGGCAGAGAAUACAGCUACUGGAACUGAGAUAAUCGCAGCAUCAUCACUGACAUCAACCUUCCCUGAAACAGCUGAUACUCCGGCAUUCAGUAUUACGUCAGUUAGUCCAGGUGCAACCACGCUGUUUGACAUUGAUCCAAGCACAGGGGCGCUGAGUGUUGGAUCAACGCCGCCAGACUAUGAAAAUGAUGCAUCAACUCAAACAAUAACUGUAACUUGCCAUCAGUCGUCGACUACUAGUGCUGCUGAAACAGUUGUUGUUACCAUUACAAAUGUUGAUGAAGAUUGUACGAUCAGCUGGCCAUCAGCUCCAUUUGUCGUAGCAGAAAAUUCUGUCACAACAACAGUUAUAAUUGCUUCAUCGGAUAUUACGGGAGUCUUUCCUGAAAAUGCUGCAGCUAAUCCAUAUGACAUCACUAGCGUUAGUCCAGGACCUGCAGGCUUGUUCGCUAUUAAUCAGGCGACGGGUGCUAUAUCAAUUGACAGUGUUGUACCAGAUUUUGAAACGCAUACUACUUCCCAAACAAUAACUGUGACAUGUUACCAGGCAUCUGGGCAUAACGUUGCAUAUACAGUUGAUGUGAAUAUCGACAAUGUGGAUGAAGCGUGUACACUCUCGUUUACAAGUGCUACAUACUCCAUACAAGAAAACUCAGCAACGGCCACAGCCAUCAUACCAUUUGGUGACAUCACAUCAGAUUUUCCAGAAGGAGCGGCUGGUACAGCGUUUAUUAUAGCCAGUGUAUCCGCACCAGGUCCUGCAACGUUAUUUGACAUUGAUGGAACUACAGGCGUGUUGAUGGUAGGGAGUACUAAUCCUGAUUUUGAAACUCAUGGUGGAAAUACAUAUACUGUUGAUAUGCAAUGUAAACAAACUACAGGUGUUGAUGGAAGCAGUGUAUCAGUUGAUGUAACUUUCACUGAUGAAGUUGAAUUGUGUACUAUGUCGUGGUCAGGCGGGCCAUUUUCUGUGGCAGAGAAUACAGCUACUGGAACUGAGAUAAUCGCAGCAUCAUCACUGACAUCAACCUUCCCUGAAACAGCUGAUACUCCGGCAUUCAGUAUUACUUCAGUUAGUCCAGGUGCAACCACGCUGUUUGAUAUUGAUCCAAGCACAGGGGCGCUGAGUGUUGGAUCAACCCCGCCAGACUAUGAAAAUGAUGCAUCAACUCAAACAAUAACUGUAACUUGCCAUCAGUCGUCGACUACUAGUGCUGCUGAAACAGUUGUUGUUACCAUUACAAAUGUUGAUGAAGAUUGUACGAUCAGCUGGCCAUCAGCUCCAUUUGUCGUAGCAGAAAAUUCUGUCACAACAACAGUUAUAAUUGCUUCAUCGGAUAUUACGGGAGUCUUUCCUGAAAAUGCUGCAGCUAAUCCAUAUGACAUCACUAGCGUUAGUCCAGGACCUGCAGGCUUGUUCGCUAUUAAUCAGGCGACGGGUGCUAUAUCAGUUGACAGUGUUGUACCAGAUUUUGAAACGCAUACUACUUCCCAAACAAUAACUGUGACAUGUUACCAGGCAUCUGGGCAUAACGUUGCAUAUACAGUUGAUGUGAAUAUCGACAAUGUGGAUGAAGCGUGUACACUCUCGUUUACAAGUGCUACAUACUCCAUACAAGAAAACUCAGCAACGGCCACAGCCAUCAUACCAUUUGGUGACAUCACAUCAGAUUUUCCAGAAGGAGCGGCUGGUACAGCGUUUAUUAUAGCCAGUGUAUCCGCACCAGGUCCUGCAACGUUAUUUGACAUUGAUGGAACUACAGGCGUGUUGAUGGUAGGGAGUACUAAUCCUGAUUUUGAAACUCAUGGUGGAAAUACAUAUACUGUUGAUAUGCAAUGUAAACAAACUACAGGUGUUGAUGGAAGCAGUGUAUCAGUUGAUGUAACUUUCACUGAUGAAGUUGAAUUGUGUACUAUGUCGUGGUCAGGCGGGCCAUUUACUGUGGCAGAGAAUACAGCUACUGGAACUGAGAUAAUCGCAGCAUCAUCACUGACAUCAACCUUCCCUGAAACAGCUGAUACUCCGGCAUUCAGUAUUACUUCAGUUAGUCCAGGUGCAACCACGCUGUUUGACAUUGAUCCAAGCACAGGGGCGCUGAGUGUUGGAUCAACGCCGCCAGACUAUGAAAAUGAUGCAUCAACUCAAACAAUAACUGUAACUUGCCAUCAGUCGUCGACUACUAGUGCUGCUGAAACAGUUUUUGUUACCAUUACAAAUGUUGAUGAAGAUUGUACGAUCAGCUGGCCAUCAGCUCCACUUGUCGUAGCAGAAAAUUCUGUCACAACAACAGUUAUAAUUGCUUCAUCGGAUAUUACGGGAGUCUUUCCUGAAAAUGCUGCAGCUAAUCCAUAUGACAUCACUAGCGUUAGUCCAGGACCUACAGGCUUGUUCGCUAUUAAUCAGCGACGGGUGCU
Molecule: messenger RNA, 3720 nt
Organism: Saccoglossus kowalevskii
Lineage: Eukaryota; Metazoa; Hemichordata; Enteropneusta; Harrimaniidae
Product: mucin-22-like
Source: RefSeq, a predicted model, not a curated record